AUGUCAGAACAACCUGCUAGAUUCGGCCUUGAGAACCAGGUCAAAAGAAACCCUCAUGGUGACUUCAAUAAGGUCGAGCUGGAGAGACCUUCCUUUGAGCACGACAAAGUGUGGAAAUACACCCAGAUUCCUGAUGUCAAGUGGAAAGUCGGGUCUGGUGCCAACUCGGAUGAGUGGAAGAAUCAUAAGAAGAUCACAAUUGACCCAUAUGGAGAAGGAAGAUCCCCUGUUGACAACUACAAGACAUUGAUCUCGGCCAUUGUACCUAGACCAAUUGGAUUUGUUUCGAGUAUUAGCAAGGACGGCAAGCGUAACUUGGCGCCAUUUUCUUACUUUACUAUGGUCAACCAUGACCCUCCAAUUUUCACAUUAGGAUUUUCUGGAGGAAAGGGCCAGCCAAAGGAUACUUGCAGAAAUAUCUUGGAAACUGAGGAAUUGACCAUCAAUAUCAUUAGCGAGUGGUUUGUAGAGGCUGCCAAUUUCUGCUCUACCAACGCACCUCACGGAGUUGACGAGUGGAAGUUGAGUGGAUUGACGCCGUUGGAGUCUGAGAAGGUCAAACCUCAGCAUGUUGCCGAGAGUGCUUUCAGUGUGGAAGCCAAGUUGGUGCACUCGCACGAAUGGAAGUCCAAGAGCGAUCCAUCGAGGGCAACAGGAGUGUUGUGCAUUGUUGAGGGUGUCAAUUUCCAUGUCAGAGAGGACGUGAUCAACGAAGCCCACAACAACUUGGAUAUCAGUAAGUUAAAGCCGGUUUCGCGGUUGGGUGGUAUUACCUACGCACGUACGGUUGAUGGCUACGAGAAGUUGCGUCCUGAUUUCGAUAAGGAAGUGGUCGCUAAGGAGGAGGUGAGUGCGUUGUUGGAAUAG
Molecule: messenger RNA, 867 nt
Organism: Sungouiella intermedia
Lineage: Eukaryota; Fungi; Ascomycota; Pichiomycetes; Serinales; Metschnikowiaceae
Source: the annotation of a GenBank genome assembly